AUGAACAUCACGGAACACAGCGCCGAGAUUCCGCUGAAUCCCUCCAGGCAACAAUUAGAGCAUGAGAAAUCGCUCAAUAUGGAACGAGUACGGAAACAAUUGACCGAUGUUAACAUCCGCGACCUCGUGCCCACGUUAGUUGCGCGACAAGUGCUUAGGACAUACGAAAUGAGUACGGUAUACUCGAAAGUAAGCACUUUAAACUUUUUUAAAUAAAUGUCUUGUGCUUUAAUAUAUUUAUGAGGAAUGCGAAAGAAUUAACGGAUUCACAUUAUAUUUGAAGAGUAUCAUAACAUCAUACAGUUUCAUUGUAAACAUGUUUAAAUGAUUGAUUACGGUAGUAGAUGUUAGAAUAUAAAAAUAGCUCUACUUUCCCAAUAUUAACCUUUAGACAGACCCUGAUGGUCAGUUGGACAAGCUGAUCGAGUUGUUGAGGACUCGCAAUCACUGGCUUGGCCCGCUGAUCGAUGCCUUGAUCCGAAGCGGCCAAACCACAGUCGCCGAGAACCUACUUCGACAUACUCAAAGCGAAAUGUAA
Molecule: messenger RNA, 538 nt
Organism: Bursaphelenchus okinawaensis
Lineage: Eukaryota; Metazoa; Nematoda; Chromadorea; Rhabditida; Aphelenchoididae
Source: the annotation of a GenBank genome assembly